ACUUGUUUCAUCAAAAAAAAGGAUUCCUUGGUAGUGGAGCUUUUAGAAUACCCACCAUGUUAGCCCUUUCUCCCCAAGGUCCCCAUCUCUUUUCCACCAUGGGUUGGCAAGAAGAAGACAACAUCAGCCAUGUGCUCAACACCGAAGAAGCCUUUGCAAGCCACACCCCAAAGGAAACAGAAACAUCCUACCAAUCUCUUGGGCUUUCACCCACUCAGCCAGAGUUCGAGCUUGAUGACCUCCAAAACUCCACUCUUUCACCCACUCAGGCAGAGUUUGAGCUUGAUGACCUCCAAAACUCCACUUUUUCCAUCAGAGACCCUUCCAACCCCACCAGGAAGCUGAACCACAAUGCCUACGAACGCGACCGGAGGAAGAAACUCAACACCUUGUACUCCUCCCUCCGCUCUCUACUCCCAGAGACGGAUCAAAGUCAGAAGAAGCUGAGCAUUCCAUCGACUGUUUCCCGUGUUCUGAAGUACAUUCCUGAGCUACAAAGGCAGGUUGAGAAGCUAACAAGGAGAAAGGAAGAGAUCUUAUUGAUGGUGUCGAGGCAAGAAGAACAUGGCCAUAAUAGUACGGGAGGCAUAAUCUAUCCUAUUGUUUCAGCAACCUGUCUUAAUAACAAAGAAGUCAUGCUCCAGAUCUGUUUCUUGCAUAAAGCUGUAUGUCUUCCUUUCUCUAAGGUUCUAAGGGUUUUGGAGGGAGAGGGUCUUCAGCUCAUGAAUGCCUCCACUUUUACCACCCAUGCUGACAAGACCUUCUACACCCUUCAUCUUCAGGCAAGGGAAUCCAGGAGCAUAGAGUGUCAGAUCUUCUGCGAACAUCUCAUCAAAACUAUAAGAGAGCAAGCAGCACUUGGUUCCAUUAGACACUGUAUGUAAAGAAGAUACGGAUGGAAAUUCUCUGAUGAAAAUUUAUGUGACAAUAUUAAGAAAAAAAAAAUCUGUGAGUGUUUCAGGCUUGUAAAUAGGUUUGUGUCUUUUAAAGAAGUCUAAUAGCUUAUGGCCUAUGCAAAGUUCUUUGUAGUAAUAGGCAUAAGCAGUAUGAUUUUGUGCUUGGUUUGUGAACAAUCUUUUUGAGAAGUGGUUUAUAUGUGAA
Elaeis guineensis (African oil palm) is the source of this 1101-nucleotide messenger RNA. Its product is annotated as protein IRON-RELATED TRANSCRIPTION FACTOR 2. Gene Ontology annotation, cellular component: RNA polymerase II transcription regulator complex. Lineage: Eukaryota; Viridiplantae; Streptophyta; Magnoliopsida; Arecales; Arecaceae. Gene Ontology annotation, molecular function: RNA polymerase II transcription regulatory region sequence-specific DNA binding; protein dimerization activity; DNA-binding transcription factor activity, RNA polymerase II-specific. The record is from RefSeq and is a predicted model, not a curated record. Gene Ontology annotation, biological process: regulation of transcription by RNA polymerase II.